Mesocricetus auratus (golden hamster) is the source of this 1509-nucleotide messenger RNA. It is a transcript of the gene Adrm1, whose product is annotated as ADRM1 26S proteasome ubiquitin receptor. The record is from RefSeq and is a predicted model, not a curated record. The transcript is spliced from 10 exons. Gene Ontology annotation, biological process: ubiquitin-dependent protein catabolic process. The coding region runs from base 163 to 1386 and encodes 407 amino acids. Gene Ontology annotation, molecular function: ubiquitin binding; endopeptidase activator activity; proteasome binding. NCBI's taxonomy places the organism in Eukaryota, Metazoa, Chordata, Mammalia, Rodentia, Cricetidae. Gene Ontology annotation, cellular component: cytoplasm; nucleus; proteasome regulatory particle, lid subcomplex.
CAAUCGGGGCCGGGCCAGGGCCGGCCGCGCGGCUGACGGAACUCACUCGGCGGCGGGGCGGGGCGGGCCGAGCGCGGGCUUCCGGCGAGCGCUCGGCAGGCGCCGAGGAGGAAGAGCGAGCCCGGACGGCGCCCCUGAGGCCGAGUGUUGAGCACAGCCAGGAUGACGACUUCAGGCGCUCUGUUCCCAAGCCUGGUGCCCGGCUCUCGGGGAUCCUCCACCAAGUAUUUGGUGGAGUUCCGGGCAGGGAAAAUGUCAUUGAAGGGGACUACGGUCACCCCAGAUAAACGGAAAGGGCUCGUGUACAUCCAGCAGACGGACGACUCCCUCAUCCACUUCUGCUGGAAAGACAGGACCUCCGGGACCGUGGAGGAUGACCUGAUCAUCUUUCCCGAUGACUGUGAGUUCAAGCGGGUGCCUCAGUGCCCCAGCGGGAGGGUCUACGUGCUCAAGUUCAAGGCAGGGUCCAAGCGCCUCUUCUUUUGGAUGCAGGAGCCCAAGACUGACCAAGAUGAAGAGCAUUGCCGGAAAGUCAACGAGUGUCUGAACAACCCCCCCAUGCCUGGAGCACUGGGAGCAAGUGGGAGUGGUGGCCACGAGCUCUCGGCGCUGGGCGGUGAGGGUGGACUGCAGAGCCUGUUGGGGAACAUGAGUCACAGCCAGCUCAUGCAGCUCAUCGGACCGGCCGGCCUCGGAGGACUGGGUGGGCUUGGAGCCCUCACUGGACCAGGCCUGGCCAGCUUGCUGGGGAGCAGCGGGCCUCCGGCAAGCAGCUCUUCAUCCAGCUCCCGGAGCCAGUCGGCAGCCGUCACCCCGUCCUCCACCACCUCUUCCGCUCGCGCCACCCCAGCCCCUUCUGCCCCAGCAGCUGCCUCGACAACCAGUCCAAGUCCCGCACCCAGCUCAGGUAAUGGAACCAGCACAGCAGCCAGCCCGACCCAGCCCAUCCAGCUGAGUGACCUCCAGAACAUUCUGGCCACUAUGAAUGUGCCGGCAGGGCCAGGAGGCAGCCAGCAAGUGGAUCUGGCCAGCGUUCUGACACCAGAGAUCAUGGCUCCCAUCCUCGCUAAUGCAGACGUUCAGGAGCGCUUGUUGCCCUACCUGCCCUCUGGGGAAUCUCUGCCCCAGACUGCAGAUGAGAUCCAGAACACGUUGACCUCACCGCAGUUCCAGCAGGCCCUGGGUAUGUUCAGUGCAGCCUUGGCCUCGGGACAGCUCGGCCCCCUCAUGUGCCAGUUCGGCCUUCCUGCAGAGGCCGUGGAGGCCGCCAACAAAGGUGAUGUGGAAGCAUUUGCCAAAGCCAUGCAGAAUAAUGCCAAAUCGGAGCCGAAGGAGGGCGACACAAAAGACAAGAAAGACGAAGAGGAGGAUAUGAGUCUAGAUUAAAUUAUUCGCUCUCCUUCCCCGAGGUGGAAUUCAUAGUUGUGUGAUUCUGUAGUGGCGAUUGUGAUUCCUUGUACCCUCUCCUGCCCCGCCCCCACUAAUAAAGUCCUUUCUUGUACCUGCCAA